GCCGGAUGUAUAUGAGCGCGGGCGGCGGGAUCCCUCUCUCCUUUUUGCCGCCAUCAGAGCGGAGCGUUUCCCGGGGCCGCGCGCAGCAUCGCCGAACACAGCCGCCCGCCGUACAGGAGCAUCACUCAACCCUCAGCUAAGAUGGCCGACAUUGACAACAAAGACCAAGCUGAGCUGGACCCGGCAGAUAUGGAGGAUGUUGAGGAGGUUGAGGAAGAGGAGACGGGGGAAGAUGAAAACAGUAAAGCUCGUCAGCUGACCGUGCAGAUGAUGCAGAAUCCACAGAUCCUGGCGGCUCUUCAGGAAAGGCUGGAUGGUCUGGUGGGCUCUCCGUCAGGUUACAUGGAGAGCUUACCGAAGGUGGUAAAGAGACGCGUCAAUGCCCUGAAAAACCUCCAGGUGAAAUGCGCCCACAUAGAGGCAAAGUUCUAUGAGGAAGUCCACGAGCUGGAGAGGAAGUACGCCGCCCUCUACCAGCCCCUUUUUGACAAAAGGAGUGACAUAGUGAAGGCAGCCUACGAGCCCACAGACGAGGAGUGUGAGUGGAAGGCUGAUGAGGAGGAAGAGCUGACAGUAAGUAAGAAGGAGGAAAUGAAGGAGAAGGCCAAGGUGGAAGACGAGAAGAAGGAUGAGGAGAAGGAGGAUCCUAAAGGCAUCCCUGAGUUUUGGCUAACGGUCUUUAAGAACGUGGACCUGCUCAGUGACAUGCUGCAGGAACACGAUGAACCGAUUCUAAAACAUUUACAAGACAUCAAAGUCAAAUUCUCAGACCCUGGCCAGCCAAUGAGCUUCUCACUAGAAUUCCACUUCGAGCCCAACGAAUUCUUCACAAACACAGUGCUGACGAAAACCUACAAGAUGAGGUCAGAGCCAGACGAGAACGACCCCUUCUCCUUCGACGGGCCAGAGAUUAUGGGUUGCACAGGAUGCACAGUCGACUGGACGAAGGGUAAGAAUGUCACAUUGAAAACAAUCAAGAAGAAACAGAAGCACAAGGGCCGUGGAACGGUCCGGACAGUCACAAAAACCGUUCCCAACGACUCUUUCUUCAACUUCUUCAGUCCACCAGAGGUUCCAGAGAGUGGAGAACUGGAUGAGGACUCUGAGGCGGUCCUGGCUGCUGACUUCGAGAUCGGCCACUUCAUCCGCGAGCGCAUCAUUCCCAGAGCUGUGCUCUACUUCACAGGCGAGGCGAUUGAGGACGACGACGAUGACUACGAUGAGGAGGGAGAGGAGGCUGAUGAUGAGGAGGGUGAAGAAGAGGCUGAUGAGGAGAACGACCCAGAUUAUGAUCCCAAGGUUUAAUUGGUGUCUGUAGAAAAAUAACCCCGCCCCUCGAAGGACGCCAACCCCCCGGCAGAGUGUAAGCAGCAGUGACUUCUGCCCCCUGAACGCCUUGAGGAUCAGCUGCUUCUCAACGGCUUCUCAAAAUAUUAAAAAAAAGAAAAAAAGUUACUUACCGCCUUAUAAUGUUUUGUAUUUUUCUUGGUAGAAAUUAUUUGAAGAAGGAAAAAGAAGGUUUCAAGAAUUUUUGUUACGAAAUCUCAUGGUCAAUAUUCGAAGAGCCUCGGCUCGCUAUACAUAGUAUUUUACUAGACUCAUUUCUUCCUCGUCUUCUGUAAAAUAGCUAGAAUGCAGGACAAAAACCCAAUCACCUCUCCUCCUCCUCCUCCACCUCCUCCUCCAAAAUAAGCAUGAACCUCACCACUGACGUAGCUUUGGGUUCUCGUGACGUCGUUUUUCUUUCUGUUUGCUCUUAGACAACAGCUGUGGUUCCGGCUGCGUCGCUUCAACACAGGAUAAACCCAGUUUAUUAACCCCCACCCCGAUACCCCCACCUCCUCCAGGGCUCUGGUCAGCUUUGUUCCUUGUUUUCAUUCUGGUUCGGUUUCUAUCAGGCCCCCCGUUUUGCACUCGUCAAAGCAGUGAGCGGUUUUCAGCGCCAGUGAGGGAGGAUGGCGGUCUAUACCACGGCCCGGGGGGGGGGGUUGGUGAAGGCAGCAGGGGGGGUUAACUGUCGUUAAGCUGACCGUUAUUAAACCACUUUCCACUCUUGAUACAUUCCAGAGAGCAGAACUGUCGGGCACCAGACGUGACCAACGCCUCUCCCUUGGGCGCUCCUCUCUCCGGGUCUGGUCGGGCCCAUUUUUAAAAGGAAACCAUGUGUUGGCGCUGCUAAAAAUGAUCGGUAACAAGUCUGCUUAUCUUGAGUUUUCCCACCCCGUCUCCCCCUGACUCUGUGGUCCGUCGUGGCCCCGUCAAAACUCUUCGACAUUCCAGAGAAUUCUUCUUGGAUGAAGGAAUGACAGUUUUGAGAGGUUGCCACCAGGUGGCCUCCGCGCCCGCCCGCCCUGCCCUCGUGUUCAUCCAGUUCAGGCGCCAUGUGACUCAUCUAUUCAAUAGCAUUUCGUUCACCUGUGUGUGUAUGUGUGUCCGUGGUGUCCUGGUGUCGCUGUCCUGGGUGGUCCUUGUUCAGAUUUCACCGCGAGUAACCGUGGCGGCUGUCAUUGAACACCCCCCCCCCCCCCCGCUGAGGGUGCGUUCAGGUUCUGCUGUCUGGUUUGUUAGUGCAUUGUUAGUGCAUCACGUUUUCUUUUCUAAAACCCUCGAACCCGCCCUGGAGUAUGUGUUGAAGCUCCUCGAGCGGACCAGGCUCAGCCACAUGUAGCGUCGUGGAUGAACGAAGAGUCCAAACUGAUAUUUGGAAAAAAGUCCCCGCCCCGCCCCCCUCUUCUAAACGACUAAACGUUUUUGUUUUCUGCUCUGGAGAGAUGCAAGGUGACACUAACCUGAGCCUCGGUCUGACCUUUGGGUUCAGGGUUCAUUUUAUCACUGUGAAGGAAAGAGGGCGAAGAGCGGGAAUGUCUUCUCUGUGGCCGCCGCCACCUGGUUACACAGAAGGCCACAGUGAAGCGUUUCAGAGCAAUAGUUUAAGCUAGCAGCCUGAGAGGAGUAGCUAACCUCCCCAAAAUCCAUCCCGACAUCCUUUCAGUUGCGUAGGCGGGCGGCGUCGUGCUCUAGUGGCGAGCCAGGGUACAAACCGCUGGGAAAUGGAAGGUUUCAAACCUUGUUUAUUGGUCAAAGGGACACGGCAAGAUUCUGCCCGGGUCCCUUUGAGCAGCUGUUGUCAAGGCAAAAUGCUAAUGCUACAAGAUACUAAUGUACUCAAUAACUGUUCGUGUAUGUUUAUUCAUGAAUAAAUUGGUUAA
Molecule: messenger RNA, 3209 nt
Organism: Lampris incognitus (smalleye Pacific opah)
Lineage: Eukaryota; Metazoa; Chordata; Actinopteri; Lampriformes; Lampridae
Gene: nap1l1
Product: nucleosome assembly protein 1-like 1
Exons: 16
Coding region: 142-1305 (387 amino acids)
Biological process (GO): nucleosome assembly
Cellular component (GO): nucleus; chromatin
Molecular function (GO): histone binding; chromatin binding
Source: RefSeq, a predicted model, not a curated record